CGAGAGGGGCAGGUGGCUCUCCCCACUGCUCCAGAGCUGGCCCCUUGUCAGCGCCAUGCUCUCUGAGCAGUGGGGGACAGGUGACCUUUUCCUAAGUAAUGUGGGUAUGAAAUAGCUUAGUUCGUGGGAAACAAAAUACAGCAGUGGGAGAAAUAAAUUAUGUCAUCUGGCCAUGAGAGUGGCAUUGAAGAGUCCCAGGUCUUAGGACCAUCUAAAAGUCUAGAAUUCCAUCAUAACAUCAUUUAUCCUCUCAGCCUCUCCUUGUGGUGCACAUGCUGGGCACUGGUUUUUUUCCACCCCUGAUUCUAACAACUAACCCCCUUCCUCACCCAGCGCUUGCUGCCUGCUGCAGUCACUGGACCAGCAGGGCCUGACCUUCCUCUGCAGCCCCUCAGAGCUCCGGCGGCCUGAGCACUAACAGCCCAGUCGCACCGCUUGCUCGGGCCAGGCUGGGCUCCAGGGCAGGGUGAGAGUUGUCCCAGCUCUCCUGAGAUGGUGGCCUGCUUUCCUGCGUUCCUCGGGCACCAAAGAGUUCCUCUGCCCGCACCGGCAGCUCCCCUAGGCGGGCUUUGUCUUCUUCGGCCGGGAGGAAAGAGGGUUUGCGGGCAGCUUAAAACUCUGGGCCCUGGGGUAGGGGCUGGGGGUUCUGUCCGUAGUCUUUGGCUCAUUGACAGAACUGGUGGGUGUCCCACCCUUGACACCCACCACAUUUGGGGUUUGCUUCCUCACCUGUUGGGGAUCCUCCCAUGAACAAUUGCGCAUCUCCAAGGCCUGGAGCAAGAAUUCACAGGCUUUGCAGGCACCUUCCAUGAGACUGAUAGGCAAGGAUUUCUGCAUCUGAGAACUCUAAGGCUCUGGGGACCCAGCACAUCUGAAGAAAGCCUCACAUGCUGCUAGUGUUUCUCUGGCACAGAUGGCAAUUAAUUGCUUUCAUCUCCCACCUUUGUCCUCAUAUUAUAAGACUGCACUUUCUUAAAAAAAUGGGUGUUGUGCUGCAUCAGCAGUUGUUCCCAAAUGUUAUAGAAAGGUGACACCAGGUUGGGACCUUCCAAGUGAGGCUGAGGAUGGGAAGCACGUUUGCCACAUCUCCUCUAGGUAGAUAAUAGUCAGCAAGACGUGUGUAAGCUGGCGAAUGAGGCAUGAACACCCUGCGUCCCUUGCCAUUAACCCUCACCCAGGCUCUCCCACCAGCCGGGCCCCAGCGCCCUGCUUGGCGGCUCCGCCUGCCUGGACAAAUGCCCAGUGUGCUCUACACGGGGGUGCUCCCUCCUCUCCAUGCCCUGUUCCAGUGACCUGGAUGGGUGGUGGGAGGUGCCAGGGGAGCAGUUAAACCAGCUCCUCUCCGGAGAGGCAGUGUCACCCCCACCCCACAUCUCUCCAGAGUGGAGCCGAGGUGAGUGAGUGAUCCGGGGGGGACCAUGGGCAAGCUGAGGUUUGAAUGAAAUUGAGUUCCCAGCACCCAGCUUGGAGGGGCGCCUGGCCUGCCCCCAGGGAGCAUGUUGGUAGGGUGGCUGGGAGAGAAGCAGCCCCCGGAGGGCCCACGAGGCAUCUGUGGGGGCAUCUGCUCACCACACCUUUCUGCUCCCCGCACCCACUCCCACUGGCCGUCUCCCCCCCCUCUGCUGUACCUGAGGUCCUUCUUUCUGCCUUCCCCGAGGCUCUGCCCCUUCGGGCCCCCUGUCCUGUCCUCUCAGCCUCUGCUCCACUCUGCACCCCUCUUGUGCCCUGACCCCUGGCCUCUCCCUCUGUUCCUCUCCCUCCGUUUAUCUGCCUCUGUGGGUGACCCUUCAGAGGACUUCUGUAUCUCAGCCCUGUCCGUGGCAUGUGGUGCUGACGGGGCUCCUGUGUACUCUAGCACCCCCUGAAGGAAGGCCUGAGGGGUGUGGCCCCCUCACCCCCUGAGGCAUCAAGGUCCCUGUCCCUGAGGGUGUUCAGCCUGGAGGCUGCUUCACCUUGAGGUUUGUGAACUCAGCCAGACUGCUGUGAGCCCCGAGGGCUCCCCAUGGUGGUAGUGGCGUCCCUCCAAGUGCCCUGUCCUGUUGGCUUAGAGCUUUUGCUCUUGAAACAGGCCACCCUGCUCAGAUUACCCUGUGAGGAAGCUGCCUGCCUCCCUGACGAGAUAAGGCCUGCUCUGGGGGAAAGGGUCCCCGGAUGGUGCCCGACCGGCCGUCUCCCGCUCGCUCUUCUCCCAGAUGGAGACCUCACAGACACCGUCAGCGGCCCUCGCUCCACGGCCUCAGACCCGACCAGCAGCAAGGCCUCCACCAAGAGUCCCUCCCAGCGCCACAACCCCUUCAGUGAGGACCAGGCAGAGGCCGUGUCCUCCCCCGACACCACCCCUGUGCACACCACCUCUCAGGAGAAGGGGGAGUCCCACAUCCACGACCUGCUGGAUCCCUGCACAGAGCUGGAAGUCAUCAGGGUCACCAAGAAGAAGAAGAUGGGCAAGAAGAAGAAGACCAGGUCAGAUGAAGAAGCAAGCCCACCUCACCCAGCCUCUACCCAGCACCGCUGUGCCAAGCACGGGUGUGGAGACAGCCUCGUCAGCAGCCCAGGCCUUGGGCGGGGCUCGCCAGACGCUGCCUUGGCCUCCCCCCAGGAGGAGGGAGAGGGGCCCAGCAGCACAGCGGAGAGCGGCGAGCCCUCAGAGCCCGGCCAGGUGGGCCUGCUUAUCCCCGAGAUGAAGGACACCUCCAUGGAGCGCGUGGGGCAGCCCCUGAGUAAGGUCAUUGACCAGCUCCAUGGGCAGCUGGACCCCAGCACCUGGGGCUCCUGUGUCGAGUCCCCAGACCAGUCCUUUCGGACCGGCUCUUCCGGGGAUGCCCCGGAGAGGCCGCCGUUUUGUGACUUCAGCGAGGGGCUUCCAGCCCCAAUGGACUUCUACCGCUUUACCGUCGAGAGUCCAAGCGCUGGUGCAUCAGGUGGCAGCCACCAUGACCUUGCAGGGCCUGGCCCACCGCUGCAUGUUCCUGGUAGCUCUGAGACUGCUGGCCAAGAAGAGGAGAGAGGAGGGGAGGCUUCGGCGCCUGGGCCCCUAGAGGACACUCCAGGGGAGGCUCUGGAGCCAGAGACCCGGGAGCUGGUGCCCCAGUUGUCCCUGGCUGGUGAGGGGCCUGCACCUGAGCCAGAGCCCAGGACCCAGGAGGCUCUUUGCCGGCUCAAGCAAGACCAGACCAGCCCUUGUCUGAGCAGCGCCGGGGACUCCGGGGUGGAUGAGGGGCAGGGGAGCCCUUCUGAGAUGACCCACUCAGCAGAGUUCAGAGUGGACAACAAUCACUUACUCCUGCUGAUGAUCCACGUGUUCCGAGAGAACGAAGAGCAGCUUUUCAAAAUGAUCCGGAUGAGCACCGGGCACAUGGAGGGUAACCUGCAACUGCUCUACGUGCUGCUCACAGACUGCUAUGUCUACCUGCUCCGGAAAGGAGCUGCAGAGAAGCCAUACCUGGUGGAAGAGGCCGUUUCUUACAAUGAACUUGACUACGUGUCGGUGGGCCUCGACCAGCAGACAGUGAAGCUAGUGUGCGCCAACCGCAGGAAGCAGUUUCUGCUGGACACAGCUGACAUGGCCCUGGCUGAGUUCUUCUUGGUUUCUCUGAAGUCUGCCAUGAUCAAAGGCUGUCGGGAGCCACCCUACCCCAGCGUCCUGACCGACGCCACCAUGGAGAAGCUGGCUCUGGCCAAAUUUGUGGCCCAGGAAUCCAAGUGUGAAGUGACCGCUGUUACUGUGUGCUUCUAUGGGCUUGUGCACUGGGAAGACCCUCUGGAUGAAUCCCUGGGCCCCGUCCCCUGCCACUGCUCACCCCACGAGAAUGCCAUCACCAAAGAAGGCAUGCUGCAGUACAAGGCGGGGACCUCCUACCUGGGCAAGGAGCACUGGAAGGCCUGCUUCGUGGUGCUCAGCAAUGGGAUCCUCUACCAGUAUCCUGACCGCACUGAUGUCACCCCUUUGCUGUCAGUGAACAUGGGGGGGGAGCAGUGCGGUGGCUGUCGGAGAUCCAACGCCACGGAUCGGCCCCACGCCUUCCAGGUCAUCCUUGCCGACCGGCCCUGCCUGGAACUGAGUGCUGAAAGCGAGGCAGACAUGGCCGACUGGAUGCAGCACCUCUGCCAGGCUGUGUCCAAAGGGGUCAUCCCCCAGGGGGUAACUCCCAGCCCCUGCAUCCCCUGCUGCCUAGUGAUCACUGAUGACCACCUCUUCACAUGCCAUGAGGACUGCCAGACCAGCUUCUUCCGCACCCUGGGCACCGCCAAGCUGGCCGACAUCAGCGCCGUCUCCACUGAACCGGGCAAGGAGUACUGUGUCCUGGAGUUCUCCCAGGACAGCCAGCAGCCCCUCCCGCCCUGGGUCAUCUACUUGAGCUGCACAUCUGAACUGGACCGAUUUCUGUCUGCACUGAACUGUGGGUGGAAUACCAUCUACCAGGUGGACCUCCCCAACAAGGCCAUCCAGGAAGCCUCCAACAAGAAGUUCGAGGACGCCCUGACCCUCAUCCACAGCGCCUGGCAGCGGAGUGACAGUCUCUGCCGAGGCAGAGCCUCCCGGGACCCCUGGUGCUGAGGCAGGGCUGGCUGGUGUCCCGCUGGGGCAGGAGAGGGAGGCGCGCCCAGUGUGUUGUCGGCACUGUGUCACUGCUGCUCCGCCAGGCUCCCACCCAACCCCAUUCCACAGGGCGGCAGGACCACCGAGUGGGGCUUAGGACCAGGGUGGCCCCCUCCCAGAGGUCCAAAAUGGGUGCCCCACACUCUCCACCUGGCAGGAGUGGGCUGGAGAGCCCUGGGGGCAGAGGGUCUGAGCCCUGUGGGCUCUGCAAAUGGGGCCCCCACCUCCCCUGAACUGUCUCUUCAGGAUGGGGAGGGGAACAAUACUGACUCUGAGGGGAGCAGAAGGACUAGGAGGGCAGGAGCCCUCCUUCCUCUCCUAGGUCAGGGGAUGGGCAGAGGCUCAGGCUGCCCUGGGGGCCCUGAGCGGCCUGCCGUCCUUGUUCAUGUUGGAACACUUGCCUGGCCGCGCAGGAGGCUGGAACGCCAGAACGCCAAGGUCCCAGUGCAUGUCGCUCCUCACUAGCUCCAUCUGCAGGCGCACUGCUGCCUGCUCUGCCAGGCUGCCCCGCGAGUCUGUGACCCCUGCCUCUGCCUUUCCCUGAGCCAGCAGUGUCCGCAGGACACAGGACACGGGCCGGGAGCCAAGGGGAGGGCGGAGGGGUCGGAGAGGAGCAGGACCCAUCAGCCUCAUGCCCAUGAGGGCGCCUCCUGACUGGCCCUUGCUUGGUGGGAGCCAGGCCCUUCCCAAGAGCUUUGUCAAGGGCCCUCUGGGGGAAGGGGUCUGGUUUUGUUUUUUAAAAUAAAAUAGACGUUAUAUUGCCAA
Messenger RNA from Manis javanica (Malayan pangolin), 5365 nucleotides. RefSeq names its product pleckstrin homology and RUN domain containing M2 (gene PLEKHM2). Gene Ontology annotation, cellular component: endosome membrane. NCBI's taxonomy places the organism in Eukaryota, Metazoa, Chordata, Mammalia, Pholidota, Manidae. Gene Ontology annotation, molecular function: kinesin binding. Gene Ontology annotation, biological process: Golgi organization; regulation of protein localization; lysosome localization. The record is from RefSeq and is a predicted model, not a curated record.